Messenger RNA from Peromyscus leucopus (white-footed mouse), 1304 nucleotides. RefSeq names its product C-type lectin domain family 4 member G (gene Clec4g). The transcript has 9 exons. The coding region runs from base 18 to 944 and encodes 308 amino acids. The record is from RefSeq and is a predicted model, not a curated record. Gene Ontology annotation, molecular function: signaling receptor activity. Lineage: Eukaryota; Metazoa; Chordata; Mammalia; Rodentia; Cricetidae.
UGCAUGCCACCACCAUCAUGGACACUGGUGGGUACAGCAAGCUGGAUACUGCAGUCGAGGAGGUCCCCAGAGCUGGGACGCUGGGAGCACUACAAACAAAGGCUUUUCUUCCUGGUCUUGGCUUUCCUGGUGGCCACAGUGCUAUGGGCUCUCAUUCUGAGCACCCUAUUGUCCAAGGCCUCCAGCGAGCGCAGGACGCUGCUCAGCCGCCAGGACCUGCUGAAGACAAACGGUGCGUGCGGAGCUGCAGAGCACGGCGUCUGCGCCCCCUGGCGGUAGGAGCCUCAGAGCAAAAGAUGAUGUUGAGUACCCUGAAAGAGGAUGUCGGAGCCUGCAGGAACUGCUGCUCCGGGAUUAAAGCGCAGCUGCAAGCCACACUCGCUGAGUUUAAGGACACACAGGCAAAGCUGAUGGAGCAGGAGAGUACCCUUAAAGAACUGCAAGAGCGUGUGACCCAGGGCUUGGCUAAAGCAGGCAGAGAUCGUGAGGACAUCCGCAGUGAGCUGCUCCAGGCGCUGGAAGCUGUCAAGCAACAGAACAGAUCCUGUGAGCAGUGCCCCACAUCAUGGCUAUACUUCCAAGGCUCCUGCUAUUAUUUCUCUGAGACGCAAGCUAUAUGGAGCACAGCACAGAGCUACUGUUCAGUUCAUGGUGCCCACUUGGCGAUUGUCAAAGGCCCAGAUGAGCAGGGCUUCCUGAGUCAGCAUACACAUGGCCGAGGCUACUGGCUGGGUCUGAAGGCAGUUCGCCACCUCGGCAAGAUUCGGAGCUACCAAUGGGUAGAUGGAGUCUCACUCACCUUCAGCCACUGGAACUCUGGAGAGCCCAACGAUUCCAGAGGACAUGAGGACUGUAUCAUGAUGCUGCACUCGGGGCUGUGGAAUGAUGCACCGUGUACCAAUGAGAGGGAUGGCUGGAUCUGUGAGAAGAGGAGCAGCUGCUGAUCCUGCCCAAUGUCCCAGUGCCAUGCCCAUUGCCUCAGGGUGAAUCAGAAGUGUGGCUCAUGUUCCUUGAGCCCACCACCAAGGUUUUUUUUUUCUAAUGCACCAUUACUAAGCCUCACCAGUGCAUGCUUUGGAGACCCCAGCUCCAACUCACAAAAUACCCUAAACCUCCCAGCUAACCUGACUUUUGUCAGUUUCAAAAUCACUGCUCUAAAGCCUUGGUCAUCUGACCCUCCCACCUACCUUCCUAGACAGUGUUAGAGCUGUUGUACCUUCCUGUAUCCUCCUAGACCAUCCCUCUGACUUGAGCUGUCUCCACAGAGAGAAGGAGAUCAAUAAAUGUCUGAGAGAUGAAUCCAA